GAAAGGUUUAAGGUAAUCUGAAUCCGAACGGCCCGCCCUUUCCUACCCUUCUCCUUAGUCCUUCCCAUAUAAAUACCCCCACCCCCACGCACAAUUUACAAACCCAGCUCUUCACCAAAUUGACAUUUACCCAAGUCGAAUUAAGGCCAUGUUUGGCAGUCGCGACAUGUGGGGCACCCCCGGCGGCGACUCCCCCGGCUGGUCGCGCCUCCAGGACAAGCUCUUCGAGCGGGCUCUGGUGAUGUUCCCGGAGGGAACUCCCGACCGCUGGGAGAAGAUCGCCGGCGAGGUGGGCAAGCCCGUGGGGGAAGUUUGGCGCCAUUACGAGGACUUGGUGCACGACGUGGAGGAUAUCGACUCGGGCCGAGUCGAGUUGCCGAGUUACCCGGAUGACUCCGGUUCGGCGGCGUCCGGCUCGGGGUCCCGGGCCAGGCAGGGGGAGUCGGAGAGGAAGAAGGGAAUUCCCUGGACGGAAGAAGAGCACAGGUUGUUUUUGAUUGGGCUUCAAAAAUAUGGGAAGGGAGAUUGGAGGAGCAUAUCAAGAAAUGCAGUGGUAACGAGAACCCCAACUCAGGUGGCAAGCCAUGCCCAGAAAUACUUUCUCCGACUCAACUCCGUUAAAAAAGAGAAAAAACGCUCUAGCAUUCAUGACAUCACCGCAGUCGAUGAUCCUAUGCCCCAGACCGGUGGCUCCGUUCAAUCUGGACAAUUCGUGUCGGGGCAACCCGUCAUGGGCUCUAUGGCCCUCCCUCCCCAUUUCCAUGGCGGAGGGUCAUCCGGGUAUCACCCAUUUGGAUUCCCCAUGUAAAAUACAAAGGGGAAAAAGAGAAGAAGAUGACUUAAUUAACUACUUAUAUUGUAAUUUCAACCCCCACCCCACCCCACCCCACCAAACCAAACCAAACCAAAAAAAAAAAAAAAGAGCAAAAGAACUCGUUUGUAAUUACAAAAUGCAAAGCUAGCUAAAGCUUUCCCCCCCCGGGUUGUAUCUCAAUCUCUGUUCCUACUGGUCAAUAUACUUGAACUAAGAAUGAUUAUUAUUCUAUCUUUCAAA
Messenger RNA from Malania oleifera, 1054 nucleotides. Its product is annotated as transcription factor SRM1-like. The transcript is spliced from 2 exons. NCBI's taxonomy places the organism in Eukaryota, Viridiplantae, Streptophyta, Magnoliopsida, Santalales, Ximeniaceae. Gene Ontology annotation, molecular function: DNA binding. The record is from RefSeq and is a predicted model, not a curated record. The coding region runs from base 149 to 808 and encodes 219 amino acids.